AUGAAUCGUAGUGAUAUCACAUGGCUAGGUGAUAUUCUAUUUAACAGAAGUAACCGGUCUAUAAAGUACUUGGAAGAUGGGUAAGUUAAUAUAACCAUAUAUGUUACCUCAUUGCUUAAAAUCGCUUUGAAAGUAUCGGAUCAUCUUACCAUCAUGAUUUACUUUGAAAUGUACACGUGAUUUUAAUGUAUUCUUAAUUACCAUUGUUCAUAUUACACUUGAAAUACCAUAUGUCUUACAGUAAUAUCUACCUCCUGAACGAGUUUGUGGAAUGGCAAGACAUAAAGAUAAGACUGAGCAACAACUGGUCAUAUAUGGUAUGUUAUGCCACUUCCAUGGUUUUCAACUUCGUUUGGUUUCUGAUGAGUUUGAGGAAAAAGAAACAUGAAUAUUACCAAAAGUAAGUUGUCUUAGGUAAAUCGCAAGAUCAAAACAUGGUUUAAACAAUCUUAUAAAGCUAUAGUGUAAAUAAUUAAAAUUUAAAUUCUACUUUUACAGAGUAAACAUAAUUCUGGCCAAUUUGGCCUUUACCAACUUUAUUUUAUCGACCGGUUUCCUGUUUUACACUUUUCUAAUCGACAUUUACUACGAUGUAGACUCGUUUAACACCUUGAUAUCAAUCAACCAAGACUCUGUGUUCUACCAAAUAUGGCCUAUAUCAAAGGUAACAAUACGUUUUACAUUUUUAUCCAUUAAUUUACCGGUUGUAUCCCUCACUACCUAAUUCACUAUUUAAAAACUGAUUUAAACAUCAAAUAAUCAGUAACUUUUCUGAUGCUUUGAAGCAAAUCAAAGCGAACAAGUUAAAAAGGUCAUCAAAAUAUCAAAAACUAAUACAUAAACCUACCUUUAGAUCAUAAUCCACAAGGAAAUGGUUGAAUCCUUCAGCUCUUCACAGUCGAUCGUCAUGUUCAUGUUGAGUGUGGACAGAUACUGUGCUUUAUUCCCAAAUUACUGUAGCUUCGUGAAAAGGAUGUGGAUGUUUGUAAUACUGGCAUUGACUCCAUAUAUCUUGUCAAUGAUUCUACUAGACGAAGAUCUCUCGGCCUACUUUAUGAAUACGGAACAAAUCAAAAUAUUAAAGUAAGUUAUUGAACCAGCAUGAAAAGUAAUUUAGAAAAUAUUAUUUUAAAAAGUUUAGAGUAUAAGUAAAAAGCUUUUAUAAAAUACGAAAGCUUGCCUAAAAACCUGUAUUUGUAUGGCAAAGACAUAAUUUUGUUUCGAUCAAUAUUUAAAUUUGGUCAUGUAACGCAAUGCCACAAAGAUUCCUUUUUCAGAUUGGUUUUCUGGCUGACUCCAACUCUGCUGGCCUUGAUAUUCACAAGUUGCAGCGUUGCUCGGCUUCUACAAGACAGUUACUCCAGCAACCCCAACCACAAUCUACCAUGUUCGGUAUCUUUGUUCUUGUUGUUGAUUAUCCAGAUCGUGGAGAAGUUCGGCCACUUUCUCAAUCUUCUCCAUGAAAACUUUCGCGUUCACAUCGUGGUGGGAUCGUCUCAUGCGAAUCAAGUUCUCGACAGAUGUCUAUCUGCCUUCUACUCGCUUUCUGAUGUUCUACUCUUGUAUUCUCCAUUGAUUCAGGCGAUAUUCUUCUUGCUCUCGAUGAAGCUCUACAGGAAGAAGAUGAUGCGGAUGGGCGACAGACUGAUCAAGUGUUUUAGAUGCAAAAGGAAGCCUAAAUUAGACUACAAUUCGGAGACUAUGAAGUCGAUUAUAGCUGAACAGAAGAGGUUUAGGCAGAUGAACAAAGCUUGA
Molecule: messenger RNA, 1755 nt
Organism: Bursaphelenchus okinawaensis
Lineage: Eukaryota; Metazoa; Nematoda; Chromadorea; Rhabditida; Aphelenchoididae
Source: the annotation of a GenBank genome assembly